This is a messenger RNA of Medicago truncatula (barrel medic), 1412 nucleotides long. Its product is annotated as vicilin-like seed storage protein At2g28490. NCBI's taxonomy places the organism in Eukaryota, Viridiplantae, Streptophyta, Magnoliopsida, Fabales, Fabaceae. Bases 1 to 1308 code for a protein of 435 amino acids. The record is from RefSeq and is a predicted model, not a curated record. The transcript has 5 exons.
AUGGCAAUGUGGGUGGAAGAAGAAGAUAGAUCAAAUGGACCUUCAAUGCAAGACAAAAAAUUGUUCUUGUUGCAAAACUCAAAGCGUGUGGUGAAGACUGAUGCAGGAGAGAUGAGAGUGUUAGAGAGUCGUGGUGGUAGAAUAUUGGAAAGACGCUUACACGUUGGUUUCAUUACUAUGGAACCAAGCUCACUUUUUGUUCCUCAAUAUCUUGAUUCUACUCUCAUCAUAUUUGUCCUUACAGGGGAAGCAAAGGUUGGAUUCAUGUAUGAGAAUGAAUUGGAGGAGAGCGAAUUGAAGAAGGGGGAUGUAUAUCAAAUUCCAGCUGGUUCUGCAUUUUAUUUGUCGAAUAUUGGGGAGGGUCAAAAACUUCACAUUAUUUGCAGCAUUGACCCCUCAGAGAGUUUGGGAAUUGGUAUUUUCCAGUCUUUCUAUAUUGGAGGAGGAGCUCCAGUGUCGGUAUUUUCCGGAUUCGAGCCUCGAAUCCUUGAAUCUGCAUUUAAUGUAUCAGGAUCAGAGUUGAGUAAAUUCUUCACAAGGAAACAUGAGGGUCCAAUUGUACAUGUGGGCCGUUCACAUGCAAGUGCUUCAAGCAUAUGGACUAAAUUCCUUCAAUUAAAAGAGGAAGAGAAACUACACCACAUGAAGAAAAUGAUGCAAGAUCAAGAAGAAGAUGACGUUGAAGAAGAAGUAAAGCAAAAAACAAGUUGGUCUUGGAGGAAGCUAUUGGAAUCUGUAUUUGGAGGUGAAAUAGAAAAUAUGAAAAAGGACAAGGUUGCACAUAAAUCCCCUCGCUCUUGCAACCUCUAUGACAGAAAACCAGAUUUCAAGAACAGUUAUGGUUGGAGUGUUGCUCUAGAUGGUUCUGAUUAUUCACCACUUAAAAGUUCCGGCGUUGGAAUUUAUCACGUCAAUCUCAAACCGGGAUCCAUGAUGACACCCCAUGUAAAUCCAAGGGCAACAGAGUAUGGCAUAGUGAUAAGAGGUUCUGGUAGAAUUCAAAUAGUGUUUCCAAAUGGAACCAAUGCAAUGGACACACAUAUUAAACAAGGAGAUGUUUUCUUUGUACCAAGAUACUUCGCAUUUUGCCAAAUAGCAUCAAGCAAUGAACCACUUGAUUUCUUUGGGUUCACAACUUCAGCUCAGAAGAACAAGCCACAGUUUUUGGUCGGUGCCACGUCACUUAUGAAGAGCAUGAUGGGACCUGAACUUGCUGCUGCUUUUGGAGUGAGUGUGGAUGCAAUGCAAAACAUCCUUAAUGCACAACAUGAGGCUGUUAUAGUACCUGCAUUACAAGCUGGACAAUAAAAUUCUCGAUUUCUUCGAACCAAAAAGAAAUCUUAACGAAUAAUGAUUCAUAUACACAUGGGUUGAUGGGUGCUUGAUGUGAAAACCAAUAAUUUUGCAUUUGC